AUGUCGGACUUAUCGGCGACAGUGCCCUAUAGCACAAUUAUUCUAGGAGAUUUUAAUCUCGAUAUCGAUUGGAAGUCCGGUGUAGCCUCCAGUGCUGGCGCCCAAAAAUUUUUAGCAGCUUUCGAGAACCUUUCCCUUCAACAAUGGGUUACAUUUCCAACUAGGGAAGAUAGAACUCUUGACCUCAUUCUAUCAAAUGAGCAUUGCAUCGCAAAUCCUACUCCUCACGCUCCUCUAUCAACAUCAGAUCACAAUAUCGUCUCUUUUAGAAUAUCCACCUUUCGGUUUGAUACUGAGCUGGUUUCUUAUAGAGAUUUCAAGUGUGCGAACAAGGAAAAAAUUGAACAGAUACUUUCCAAUUUUGACUGGAUGCGUUACUUCGAUAACUAUUUGGACAUUGACGAAGUCUAUGGCAGAUUCACUGCCGUUUUACUCGACAUCAUAAAUCGUUACAUACCCCUCCGACAGUACGUUAAGCAUUCUUCUGGUAGAUAUCCCACGCACAUCCGUAAUCUUUUCGAGCAGCGUGAGCGACUCUUUCAGCAACUCUUUCAGCCAUCACAAAAUGCCCUCUUCCUUGAUAUUUCCAAAAAGCUGGAUUUCCAUGUAAAGCGCUUCCUAGCUUUUAGAAUGCGAAAACUGGCUAAGAACGAGAUGACACCGCUAGAAAUUCAUUUCCCAAAUAAGAUUCCGUUGAGGCAUAGUGAGCAAAUAAAAGACUUAGGGAUCAAGCUCUCAAAAAAUCUGAGCUGGAGCAUUCAUGUGGAUGAAGUCAGCAACAGAGCGCUCAGGUUGGUCCAUCUUCUAUUCAGGAAUAUCCAUGGCGUCAAUGUUGACAUGUGGAUUAGGCUCUUCAAAUCAUACAUCCUUCCAAUGUAUCCACCAGGUAGCGCUGUUGCGCUACACCAAGUUAACAAAAAGCCGCCGUACUUGUAUCAGCUUUGCCCUGGUGUCAUACCACCGCUUUCUUAUGGAGAAAUGUACUCAAGUAAACCGAUCGUAGAAACAAUAGUCUAUUGA
This is a messenger RNA of Ostertagia ostertagi, 1020 nucleotides long. NCBI's taxonomy places the organism in Eukaryota, Metazoa, Nematoda, Chromadorea, Rhabditida, Trichostrongylidae. The record is from the annotation of a GenBank genome assembly.